AUGAAUUCAUUUAGAGGCGGAAAUCGAUGCUUUGAAGGUGUCUACAUCGCUAAAGGAAAGGCUGACGCUUUGGUUACAAAAAACCUUGUUCCUGGAGAUAAUGUAUACGGGGAGAAGCGAAUUGAAACUGUCUCAGAAGACGGAGAGAAAACUGAAUACCGUAUUUGGAAUAUUUUUAGAAGUAAACUUGGAGCCGCAAUAACCAACGGUAUUUCAACGAUGCCGAUUAAACCUGGUUCAAAAGUUCUUUACCUUGGAGCUGCCAACGGUACUACUGUCUCUCACGUAUCCGAUAUAGUAGGACCUGAGGGAUGCGUCUACGCUGUUGAGUUCAGCCACCGGUCUGGAAGAGAUUUAACAAACUUGGCUAAGAAACGAUCCAACAUCAUUCCCAUCAUUGAAGAUGCUCGUAUGCCGUGGAAAUACAGGAUGAUAAUAACAAUGGUUGAUGUUAUUUUCAGUGACGUAGCUCAGCCCGACCAGUCCAGAAUUGUCGCGCUCAACGCUUCCUACUUCUUGAAAACACAAGGGUACUACCUAAUUUCCAUUAAAGCGUCUUGUGUAGACUCGACUAUUUCUCCGGAACAAGUCUACGCUUCCGAAAUCGAUACCUUAAAGAAACAAAAGUGUAAAACACUUGAACAACUUAGUUUAGAACCUUAUCAUCGCGAUCACUCUAUAAUUUUAGGUAGAUAUAGAAUGCCAUCUAAGAGCAAAAAUGCAUAA
Messenger RNA from Dermatophagoides pteronyssinus (European house dust mite), 726 nucleotides. RefSeq names its product probable mediator of RNA polymerase II transcription subunit 36b. NCBI's taxonomy places the organism in Eukaryota, Metazoa, Arthropoda, Arachnida, Sarcoptiformes, Pyroglyphidae. The record is from RefSeq and is a predicted model, not a curated record.